AUGGCUUUUGAUCAAGUAAUGUCAACUACGAUGAAAUUUCCAAUGGGUUAUCGUUUCGUCCCAACUGAAGAAGAGCUCGUUCUCGGAUACCUCUUGAAGAAGGUAAAAGGAGAAACGCUACCAUCUCAGGCAGUCAUCGACUGUGAAAUCUAUGGAGAUGAUAAGGAGCCAUGGAAGAUUUUUAAUCAGACUUCAACCGAUAAGUUUUAUGUCUUCACUAAGCUGAAGAAGAAGAAUGGUAGGGGAAGAAGGAUAGAUCGGACGGCUGGUUAUGGGACAUGGAAAGCUCAAAACACCUAUCUUGUUAUGGAUUCUAAGAAUAAUCAUGUCGGCUUCAACAAACUUUUUGUCUUCGAAGUUAAAGGUUCUGAUUCCAAUAAUGCUAUCAAUGGACAUUGGCUGAUGCAUGAAUUUUCGCUCCUUAAUGAUAAGAGUGACUUCGUCCUCUGCGAAAUUAGAAACAAGAAUGCAACUGGUGUAAUUCAAACGGAGAAAGAAGACUGUGAAAAAGGAUCAAUUGUUGAAGAACUUGAAUCUUGUGAAGAUGGAAUAUUGACAGUUGAAGAACUUGAAGACAUGAUGAUAGGGGCUGAAGAAAGUUUUCAAUCGGAGAAAGAAGAUUGUUCAAAAGGAUCAACUGUUAUAAAACUUGCAUCUUGUGAAGUUUGGAUGGACACUCGAGGAACUUGA
This is a messenger RNA of Theobroma cacao (cacao), 690 nucleotides long. Its product is annotated as NAC domain-containing protein JA2-like. Gene Ontology annotation, molecular function: DNA binding. Lineage: Eukaryota; Viridiplantae; Streptophyta; Magnoliopsida; Malvales; Malvaceae. Gene Ontology annotation, biological process: system development; regulation of DNA-templated transcription. The record is from RefSeq and is a predicted model, not a curated record.